AUGGUUCGGAAAUGGCAUGUAUAUGAAGUAAGUAGGUGUGUUGGUUGGAUUAAGGAAAGUGACAGCACCAGCAGAGUUAUAGUUGUAUCUGCUUUGUUUUCACCAACAAGUUUUGUUUUGGACAAUUCCUUGGUGAUUGUAAGAAAUCAGCAGCUUUUAUAUGAUGUAAAAGGGGAUGAAAGUUCACAAGCGAUAGACGACAUUACUUUGGUAGAAUCGGAUAAAGAGAAUGUUAUGGAGGAACCGAACUUAUUGGGUGGUGAUGAAAUCGUUGGCGGGGAUGGUGCAAUUGUUCCUGAAGUGGGUUUUCCAGUGAGAACAAGAAAUUCGAAUAAGGAUGACGAUGGGGUUGUGCGAUAUAUUACUUUGACGUAUAGUCGCGAGGGGAAAAGAAGCAAUACUACAGUUGGUUCAUUGAGGCCACAAGCAACUAUCCUGAUAGGUUGUAAAGCUAGGUUAACCGCAUCUGCAGAUAGUCAUGGAGUUUGGAAAAUUAACACAGUGAACCUCAAGCAUAAUCAUAGAACAAGCCCCACAAAGUCUAGAAUGUAUUGCUGCAAUCGAGAAUUGAGUGCACAAGUCAAACGGCGCCUUGAAGUAAAUGACAUUGUAGAAAUUCCAUUGCACAAAAGCUAUAACUCUGUGGUGGUAGAAGCAGGUGGAUACAAGAAAGUGAGUUUCGUGGAAAAGGAUUGCCGAAACUAUGUAGAACAAGUUCAGCGAUUAAGGCUUGGAAAAGGCGACGCCAUAACUAAGAAAUGUGUUUUGGGCAGACGGAGUAGGCAAGCAUAUAAAGAGUUUGGCGAUGUUGUGACCUUCGAUACCACCUAUUUGACUAAUAAAUAUGAUAUGCCUUUUACGCCUUUCGUUGGAGUGAACCAUCACGGACAAUCAACUCUACUUGGGUGUGGUUUGUUGUCCGGUGAGGAUAUAAAUACAUUUGUGUGGCUGUUUAGAACAUGGCUGCAGUGCAUGCACGGUCAGGCGUCGCAUAGGAUAAUUACGGAUCAGGACAAGGCCAUGCAAAGUACAAUUGAGAUCGUUUUCCCGGAUACAAAUCACAGAUGGCGUCUGUGGCAUAUAUUGAAGAAGUUGCCAAAAAAGUUUGGUUAUCACGUUCACAAGGGUUCUAUAUUUCAUACUAUACAUGGACUGGUUUAUGAUUCCCAAUUUGUUGAGCAAUUUGAUGAUGGUUGGAAAGCGAUGAUUGAGAAGUUCGAAUUACAUGAUAACGAUUGGUUAUCGGGUCUGUAUGAUAACAGAUGUCGUUGGGUUCCUUGCUAUCUGAAGGCCACGUUCUGGGCGGGGAUGUCAACAACCCAAAAAAGUGAGGGUAUAAAUGCGUUCUUUGAUGGGUUUGUGCAUGUAAAGACAUCGCUAAAGUAA
Molecule: messenger RNA, 1386 nt
Organism: Olea europaea var. sylvestris
Lineage: Eukaryota; Viridiplantae; Streptophyta; Magnoliopsida; Lamiales; Oleaceae
Product: protein FAR1-RELATED SEQUENCE 5-like
Exons: 4
Coding region: 1-1386 (461 amino acids)
Biological process (GO): regulation of DNA-templated transcription
Source: RefSeq, a predicted model, not a curated record